Molecule: messenger RNA, 393 nt
Organism: Triticum dicoccoides
Lineage: Eukaryota; Viridiplantae; Streptophyta; Magnoliopsida; Poales; Poaceae
Exons: 3
Coding region: 1-393 (130 amino acids)
Source: RefSeq, a predicted model, not a curated record
AUGGAGGUGGUGGAGCCGGCGGUGGUGGUGAGCUGCGAGUGCUGCGGCCCGGAGGAGGAGUGCACCGGCGAGUAUAUCGGCGGCGUGAGGGCUUACUUUGGGGGCUGGUGGCUGUGCGGGUUGUGCUCCAAGUCCAUCAAGUAUGAUGCAGGCCGCAGCAAGCGCAUCGAGUCCAUGGGCGUGGAGGAGGCCGUGCGGGCGGACAUGGCGUUCUGCCGUCUGCUGCAGCGCGGCGGCCCCGCGGAGCGCGUGGCCGAGGGCAUAUGCCAGAUGCUUAGGCGCACCGCAUGCGAGAAGCAGCUGGCAACCUCAUCGUCCUCGUCGCGGCAGACAGCCCCGGCCACGGUGGCGUCAGAGUCCGGGCACCACCGCACCUCGGUGCCGUCCGCCUGA